This is a messenger RNA of Amoebophrya sp. A25, 1094 nucleotides long. The record is from the annotation of a GenBank genome assembly. NCBI's taxonomy places the organism in Eukaryota, Dinophyceae, Syndiniales, Amoebophryaceae.
UAGUUCUAUGUUGCAUGACAGCUACAAAAUCUCUAUUGUUCUUUUCUCAGAGGCACGCAGGUAGUUACAGUGAGAGUCAGCACUCUCCGCCUGAGUGAGUAGUUCGUCAGUAAGUUCGACGUAAGAAGUUUCCUCAUACUCUUCAUUAUUUGAUACCGAGUUUUCUACUUAGUUAUCUAGAGAAGGAAGAUAGAAAAAGAUGUCGUUUGAAGACGUUGGAACGAAGGACAUCGAAGUCCUGAGAGAGGACCAGAUGAAGAUUAACCAGUUUUCAAGGCUAAACAGCGAGUAUGCGGAUUUGUCGGAGGAGAUAGAAAUGGUACUGCUACCUAAGGCUGAUAUUCUCUUUAUAUGUGUUUCUUUCUUCAGGGGACAGCACAUGCACAUGCUCGUCACAUAUUUUACGUUGAAAGAUGCACUAGAAUUCGUUCCUACAGCAUUACGUUUACGUUGAAAGAAUCACCCAUUAGCAGUCCUCUCACACCUUCACACACCAAACAAAUCGACCAGGCCAAGAAGGAGCUGCAAACCUUAGUCGACGCUGAGGAAGAGGUGCAGUGUUGUUUGGAGGCAGACGGGUUACUUUUUCGAUUGGGGGAGAGCUUUAUCCCUGUAGACGAUAUGGAAGCGGGAGAGCGGAUUGAGGCUAGCAGGACGAAGGUCGAAACCAAGCUCUCAACCAUGACCGACCGGAUAGAAACAGUUAAGACUGAGAUGGAUUCGCUGAAAAAGGAGCUAUAUGACAAGUUUGGAAACUCAAUCAACUUGGAAAGCUAGAUGUAGGAGGAAUAACUGGUGCGUUCUUGAUGAAUACUUGCUCUUCAUAAGGUCACAGGCUACAAAGAUGAUAUGUCGUGGAAAGCAUGAUUUCUUACGACGACAAUAUUUCUAUUGUGAUUGUAAAGCAGCAUGAUCCCUGCUCCCUGGGAAAAGUAGAAGUUGAGACCACCUGCUAAAGCGACUCUCUGCUCCCAAGGAUAGUCCCCGUCGUUUCAAUUACCCCCUGCGACAUCCCGAGAAAAGGCUUAUGAAGCCGUGCUAAUCAAAGCAUGCAUCGUGGUCCUGGCCCAAUGACCAAACGAUGUCUCCUCUCU